This is a messenger RNA of Fragaria vesca subsp. vesca, 897 nucleotides long. RefSeq lists its product as uncharacterized. Lineage: Eukaryota; Viridiplantae; Streptophyta; Magnoliopsida; Rosales; Rosaceae. Gene Ontology annotation, biological process: negative regulation of DNA-templated transcription. The record is from RefSeq and is a predicted model, not a curated record. The coding region runs from base 1 to 897 and encodes 298 amino acids. The transcript has a single exon.
AUGACCAAGAAACUCCAAAAGCGUCUCCAAGAUUACCUCACCAAGAUUAAGAAACCUUCCCCUGCUUUGAUCCCAAUCCCCUCUAAGAAAUGGAUGCGAACCUGUAAACACCCCAAAACCCUAUCUUUCGCUAUCAACAACACUGAGACGACUCAAGACAAAGAUGAUGAUGCUGCAACACUCUCAGAUAUCGAUGAGUUUCUCUUCGAGAAUUUCAGGUCUCUCUACCUAAGAGACGAUGAUCAAGGAGCUGACACCACCGACGAGAACGAAAGAAAAAGAGAAGAGAAAACCCUAGAAAUGAAACAAGGCCAUGAAAAGGAAAGUGCAAACGAGCCCUUUUGGGAUAAACCUCUACACCUGAAGAAACGUAGUCCUGAUCAACAUGAAACCCAAAACCAAGAUGGGUUUCUGUUCGAGUCCCCUCGACUGAAUAUUGAUCCACCGGCGGCGGAUCUCUGUAGCUCACACAGGUUUUCAGUGUCCCCGGGUCGACUGUCAAGCUCCGUCCGGACUAGCACAACCACCACUACGACAUCUGAGGACGCAGGAUCCAGCUCUAUGACGUCAACACGAACCCUAAACGUCGACUCUCCUACCACAUCACAUUCUAAUAACAACGAUCACCAUGUGGCACUUCCGACUGACUGUAUCUCAGUCUUGAUGUACUCUCCCAACCCGGGCUACGAGUUUAAAAGAUCCAUGCAUGACAUGGUUGAAGCUCGCCUCAGAAACAAUGCAAAGGUAGACUGGAAUUUCAUGGAGGAGCUUCUGUUUUGUUAUCUCAAUCUCAACAAGAAGAAGUCCCACAGGUUCAUACUGAGCGCUUUCGCGGAUUUGGUCGUGGACAUGCGUCAGGAUUCUGACACCGUUCUGGAGAGAUCACGGAAACUUUGA